UCAAGUGCAACACAAAUACCUGCGUUCACCGUCUGUGAAGUACACAUUUCCCCGCAGCUUCAGAUGAGCAAGAGUCCGUCCUUUUCAUCACAACCAUUUAUUUACCUCACAUAUACCCAGUAAACACCGAACUAACAGAGAAACGAGGGCUUUAAACAGCUCGCUUAGAGACUAUGGAGAUCUCAUUCAUGCUUUUAUUGGCGGUUACGUUAUUCUGUCCCGUUCAGUCAGGUGCCUUGACUUGUGAUUCACGGCAGUAUCAGUGUGGCAAUGGAAAGUGCAUCACGGCGAGAUGGGUGUGUGAUGAAACUGAUGACUGUGGUGAUGGCACUGAUGAACUUCCUGCUGCAUGCUUGGCCAAGACCUGCAGACCCAGUCAGUUCAGUUGUGGUGGUCGACUAAACCAGUGUAUUCCCAAGAGCUGGAAAUGUGACGGAAAAGCAGAUUGUGAGAAUAAUGCGGAUGAGGAAGGCUGCGAUCCUCGGCAGUGUCACGAUGGAGAAUUCCGUUGUGGCAGUGGUCAGUGCGUUACGGCUGCAUUCGUGUGCGAUGAUGAGAUAGACUGUGAAGAUGGCAGUGAUGAAGUCUCCUGUCCUCCAACCACGUGUGGCUCCAGCUCCUUCAGGUGCAACAACGCCCAGUGUGUCCCACGACUCUGGGUGUGCGAUGGAGAUGCCGACUGUGCCGACAAUUCAGAUGAGUUGCCUGAAAAAUGUGGCCCUGGAACAUCUAAGCCCACCAAAAAUCCCUGCACUUCCAUGGAGUUCCAUUGCGGAAGUGGGGAAUGCAUACACGGUAGCUGGAAGUGUGAUGGAGGAGCGGAUUGUUUGGAUCACUCGGAUGAGCAAAACUGCUCCUUGCCAACAUGCCGUCCAGAUGAGUUCCAGUGUGGUGAUGGGUCUUGCAUCCACGGCAGUCGGCAGUGCAACCACGUUUAUGACUGCAAAGACAUGAGCGAUGAGCUGGGCUGCGUCAAUGCAACUCACUGUGAGCCACCAUACAGGUUUAAGUGCCGCAGCGGUGAAUGCAUAAGCAUGGAAAAGGUUUGCAACAAGCAACGGGACUGCAGGGAUUGGUCUGAUGAGCCGCUACGAGAAUGUGACUCUAAUGAGUGUCUUUACAACAACGGUGGCUGCUCUCAUAUCUGUAAUGACCUGAAGAUUGGUUAUGAGUGCUUAUGUCCUACUGGCUUCCGGUUGGUGGACAAGAGACGCUGUGAAGACAUCGAUGAGUGUGCCAACCCAGACACCUGCAGCCAAAUCUGUGUCAACCAGAUGGGUAGUUAUAAGUGUGAGUGUGAGGAUGGCUACCAGAUGGACCCAGCCAGCAAGGCCUGCAAAGCUAUUGGAACUAUCGCCUACCUAUUUUUCACCAAUCGCCAUGAAGUAAGGAAGAUGACUCUGGAUCGCAGUGAAUACAUACGCGUCAUCCCCCGCCUGAAGAACGUUGUUGCACUAGACAUGAAUAUUGCUUCCAGAGAUAUCUACUGGUCGGAUUUAUCCCUGAAAAAAAUAUACAGAGCCCCAAUGGAUACAGCGGACAACUCAUCCCAACACAGCAUUGUGGUUGGCAGUGACUUAGAUGCACCAGAAGGUAUCGCAGUGGACUGGAUCCAUGGAAACAUCUACUGGACGGACAGCAUCAGGGGCGCCAUCUCUGUGGCAACAGCUGACGGAAGCAGACGCAAGACGCUCUUCAAAGAGAACCUGGCCAAACCACGUGCCAUUGUUGUCGACCCAAUUAAAAACUUCAUGUUCUGGACCGAUUGGGGCACACCAGCCAAGAUCGAAAAAAGUGGUCUUAAUGGAGUUGACCGGAGCACUCUAGUUGCGGACGACAUUGUGUGGCCCAAUGGAAUAACCCUAGACCUAUUGACCGAGCGUCUGUACUGGGUUGACUCCAAACUCCAUACUCUUUCCAGCAUCAGUGUGCAGGGAGAUGGUCGGCGUACUCUAAUCAUUGACCAAGGCAAACUUGCGCACCCUCUGAGUCUCACUGUUUUUGAGGAGAAAGUGUUUUGGACGGAUGUAAGCAAUAACGCCAUUUUAAGUGCGAACCGCGUCACCGGAGGAGACAUCACAAAAGUGGCCGAACACCUCUCAUCUCCAGAGGACAUUGUUCUUUUCCACAACCUCAAACAACCUACUGGAAUCAACUGGUGCAGGAUCAAUAACGGUGGCUGUGAGUUCUUGUGCCUUGCUGCCCCUCAGAUUAACAGAUUCUCACCCAAAUACACAUGUGCCUGUCCAGAUAAUAUGAUGUUGGCCAGAGAUAUGCGGAAAUGUGUACCAGCUGUAGUGACAGCUGCAACUCCUGUCAGGCCUGAAAUACCCACAACCAUUCGUCCUCAAGUUCCUUCAGAAACGACACCAAAACCUGCUAGGCCUUCCACUACCAAUUCACAACCUUUACCUACUCCGGCUCCCAAGAUCCCUAACAGACCCACUCAAGCUGCCACUUUGGUGCCUUCACAGGCCACAACUAAACUUCCCUUUUUCACCCAGACAGAUGUCCACUUUGGUGAUGUUAAGGCUGUCUCUGAUACGUCAUCUUCCACACUGUGGGCCUUGUAUAUUGUGGUUCCUCUUGCACUCCUCUGUUUGGUUGUGGGUGGCGCUGCACUGUUUUGGAGAAAAUGGCGUCAGAAAAAUACCAACAGCAUCCACUUUGACAACCCGGUUUAUCAGAAGACCACAGAGGACCAGGUGCAUUUAUGCAGAAACAACAGUUCUGAUGGCUAUUUUUACCCUCAGAGACAGACUGUGAGUCUGGAUGAUGAAAUCUGAUGAUGAACUUGUUGAAACGAUCCAUGCUGAAACUGACAAUGUUUCAAGACUGGAGGCAGUUUAUACAGUUUUUACCUACACGGAGGUCAGUUCUUCAGCAAAACAGCAUUUGGGGAACAAUAGAGAACCAAACCGCCUUUCCACCCACACAAGACAUUCAAUGCAAAAAAACAACAAUCCAGUGCUGACAAUUCAGGGAAAACCAAACUGAAAACAAAGAAACCUCAGACAACAACAAGAACCUCGGCUUAUCAAGGCAACUUAGCACUUCACUAUAUAGAAAUUAUAUAGCAAUCCACUUAACAGCACUUAAAAAUGGAGGGCUUAUCCUUAUCAGAUGUCCAUAGGUUAUUGUAGAUAGUGUAUGUAUUAGUACAUUUUAAAGAGUUGCUUUUAUUUGUAUUUUAAAAGUUUUCAGAGGCAUCAAAAACCUUUAUCCAAAACAUUUGUAUUGUUUGGUUCAUGCAGUAUAGUAAUUGAAGAUGCAGUAUGUGUUAAUAUAUUUAGGAUAGUACAUUUACUGACAUAGGAUGUGCAAAGUUUAUUUUCCUAAACAUGUCUUGUUUUUAUUCUUAGGUCAGCAAUGCAUUUAAAACUUAUGGAAGCCAGUUCCACUGAGUAAAAAUUAAAUAAAUAAGUAAAUAAAUACAAUACAAAAAAAAGUUAUAAAAUCAGAAUUCUGAGUUAUAAAGUUAAAAUUCUGAGUUAUAAAAUGGGAAGUCUAAGUUAUAAAGUUGCAAUUUUGAGUUACAUAAUAAGUUAACUCGUAAUUCUGACUUAAUAACUCGCAAUUCUGAAUUAAUAACUUACAAUUCUGACUAAAUAAUUGGGAAUUCUGACUUAAUAACUCGCAAUUCUGACUUAAUAACUCGCAAUUCUGACUUAAUAAUUGGAAAUUCUGACUUAACUUGCAAUUCUGACUUAAUAACUCGCAAUUCUGACUUAAUAACUCGCAAUUCUGACUUAAUAACUCGCAAUUCUGACUUAAUAAUUGGGAAUUCUGACUUAAUAACUCGCAGUUCUGACUUAAUAACUCCCAAUUCUAACUAAAUAACUACCAUAAACUCACAAUUCUAACUUAACUCGCAAUUCUGACCUAAUAACUCGGAAUUCUGAUUUAACUCUCAAUUCUGACUUAAUAAUUUGCAAUUCUGACUUUAUAACUCGUAAUUCUGACUUAAUAACUCGCAAUUCUGACUUAAUAUCAUGGAAUUUUGACUUCAUAACUUGCAUUUCUGACUUUAUAACUGGAAAUUCUGACUUAAUAACUUGGAAUUUUGAUUUUAUAACUCAAAAUUCUGACUUAAUAACUCGCAAUUCUGACUUAAUAACUUCGAAUUUUAACUUUAUAACUUGCAUUUCUCACUUUAUAACUCCCAAAUCUGACUUUAUAACUCGCAAUUUUGACUUAAUAACUCUGAAUUCUUACUUUUUAUCUCAAAAUUGUGACUUUAAAACUCAGAAUUCCAAUUUAAAAACUCAGAAUUGAGAAUUUAUAACUCAGAAUUGUGACUUAAUAGCUCAGAAUUCUGACUUAAUAACUCAGAAUUGUGACUUUAUAACUCAAAAUUCUGACUUAAAUUUUUUUUUACGUUGUAUUUAUUUAUUUAUUUAUUUUAUUCAGUGGCGGGCUUCCAUGGAAACUGCUUUUUCUUGAAAAACACACCUCAGUAAAUGAAAUCUGUCUGAUAUGCGGUAUUGAUAUUGGGGUUGCUUAAUAAUCACUAUCAUAAAGUCUUUUGUUUUUGCAGUCAAUGAUUAUUUACGACUUUAAUUCUACUGUGGUGAAAAUAAGGAAGCUUAAACUCUUCAGAGAGUCAGGGAAUGUACUUUAUGUUUUUUAGUAAAAGCUUUUUAAACAUGCAGAUGCAGCACAAUCGCCUUACGUCCUCAAUGUGAACGUGUACAUAAUGUAAAUAUCUGUACUAUUGCAUUUGUAAGAAUUACAGUACUGUAUAUAGCGAAAUGUUUAUUUAUUGUUUUUUUUUUGCAAUCUAAAUCUUCAUUUGAUAAUCGGCUUUGUGCCAUGUCCGUUGUUUAAUUGUUGAAUGUAAAUGAUCAUGUUUCUGUACAUUCCGAUGAGCUAAUUUAGUUAUGUGUCUUCUGAAAAGCCAAAUGCAGUUCUAAUAACUUGUGUUAUUUUAUCUUGAAAUAAAAAUAUACAUACAUAUA
Danio rerio (zebrafish) is the source of this 4958-nucleotide messenger RNA. NCBI's taxonomy places the organism in Eukaryota, Metazoa, Chordata, Actinopteri, Cypriniformes, Danionidae. The record is from RefSeq and is a predicted model, not a curated record.